Molecule: messenger RNA, 643 nt
Organism: Pundamilia nyererei
Lineage: Eukaryota; Metazoa; Chordata; Actinopteri; Cichliformes; Cichlidae
Product: post-GPI attachment to proteins factor 2-like
Exons: 4
Coding region: 1-471 (156 amino acids)
Biological process (GO): GPI anchor biosynthetic process
Cellular component (GO): Golgi membrane; endoplasmic reticulum membrane
Source: RefSeq, a predicted model, not a curated record
AUGCUCCAGGGGCCGUACGGCGACCCGGACCAGGGCCGGCUCCUCAUCCGGCUGCCCUUCAAGAUCUUCGCCGUGGUGACGGUUCUGCUGCCGGCGACCGGCUUCAUCGCCUGCAUCAUCGUCUCCCUCAUCUACCACUACGAGGACACGACGCACACACACUGGAGCUCGCUGGUGCACAUGCUCAUUACAUGCCGGCUGUGGUACGUGAUGAAGAGAAGCUUCGAGAGCGCAGAGGAGGACGUAUCCUAUCGUCGGAAGCUGCGUCUCUUCGUUUUAAACGCCGCAUGUUGUUUGGCUUCCUGCUUACUCUACAAACGCCACAACGACCGCUGUGAACCUGGAGUCUACACCUUGUUCGCCUUCAUCGAGUACCUGAUGGUCUCCUCCAACAUCGCCUUCCACUUUACGGCUUUCUGGGACUUUGGCAGCAAAGAGCUGAUCGUGGCCACGCCGCUGAUACGACACUGAGCUCCGCCCAGAGAGUUCUUCUUCUAUCGUUGCUUUUAAACACCUGGGUUUAAAGGCUGUGUCCAUCUUCUGUUUGCAAGCUGCUGGAGCGUCUUUAAUGCAGUUAUCUGAACAGUCAUGCGGCUGCUGUGCGGCUAGUGCUCCACCAGAACAAGAAGUCUGAGCUCCAGCA